UUUAUUAGAAAAAAAAUAAUCAAAAAGAUUAAAUAUAUAACCUGUUUCUACUUGGUAUUUAAUAAAAGAAUUCUGCUAUAGUUUAUUAUUUCUAUGUAAAUGCGGUGCUACAUUACAACAAAGGAUAUUGAAAGCAGACACGAUCUCUACAAAUUCUUUCUUUUGUUAGUAUUGUAAUCAUAUGAAAUAAAAAAGAAAAAUUUUUUGAAAAAAAUAGCAGUAACUAAUUCUUUUUUGCUAAAUGAAUGACGUUUCUUUAGUUAAAAUAAAUGAAAGAAAUGUACAGGUUAUUUGAAGAUAACAAUUUUUAUCUUUUCAACGAAUAUGUUUACGGUGAUAAUAAAUCGCUUGGUGUUGGAUUAUUAAAUUUCUCAUGAAGAAAAGAAAAUAUGUACAAAAUUUAUAUUUUUUACCACAAGAAAAUUUAUCAUCUACACAAAAAAUACCCUAUCGGUUUUAUUAAUAUCGUGGAGUUUAUAAAUAUAACAUUAUUAAAUGUAGAAAGACUUUUCGUGUAGGUAUAAUUUACUAGAACUUAUACUAAAGACGUUUCAAGAUUCUCGAAGUACAAUGCACGGAUUAUUGACAUUGAGAACAAAAACCGCAAUGAUUGAAUUCCGGAAAUGAGAGUUAAGACUCAGACAUUCUGAGUUCCAUACAGUCAACGAUUAGGUCUAUCGACGAUUGGUCAAGACAGAAAUGUCAUACAAUGAAACCCCGUUUUCUUCCUUUUCUUUCCUUCUGUCUCAUCUAUUGGCAAUUUAUUGAUUUCUCGAUGGCUAGAUUCUGAUUACAGACUUGUAUUUUUCAUUUCUUUCCUGUACUGGUUUCAUUUUCGCAAUUUCUACGAGAUAUACAAGAUAUUAUAUUACUAUACGUAUUAUUAUUUUUUUUUCUCUUUUACUUUGUUAUAGAUUUUUUUCUUCUUCUUUCUUCUGUUACCGAUCUCCUUCGGAUGUGGAAUGGUUUGAAAAUAUUUUAUAAUACGAGAUCUGUCUGCUUAUCCACCGUAGUGAUGGUUGAACUGAAAAAUUGAAUUGAUCCAAAAUACAGGUAGUAUAUAGCUCUGCAAGAAUUUUAUUGCUCCCUUAUCGGCGUAUGGAUGACUAAAAAGUGGAAAGUAACGUAGUUGCAAUUGUUUUAUUGCUUGUUUAGGUAGUGCCAGUAAAUGUUAUAUUGAAGUGCGAGGAACCGAACGAUGCAUAUUUGGAAUCUUUUGAUAUAAAUUUUUGUUAUUUUUUCUAAAUUUUUAUAUUAUUGCCGAUUUAUUGUUUUAUAAAAAUUUAAAAGUGGAAAAAUAAUAUAGAUAUAACGAAUAGUUUACUUUUUAAACGUAAUGUAUUUGUUCAAUGUAUUUAUCCCAUUAAAAGAUGAGAUUUUGCAAUAAAAAUAAACAGGAGGAGAAAAAAAGUAAAUUUAUAUAGCCUAUAUAUAGUAAAGGCUUUUCCUUAUUUAUGUAAACUAAAUGGGAUGCGGUGGACUUUUUUACUGAAAAAUUGCAAAGAAAAUCGAAAUGAUAGAAGUAAUGGGAAAAAUUCUUGUUGGACCAAGUGGACAAAGAAGAUAAUCUUUCAUCUUGUAGACCACGUUAAACGCCAUUAUAAUGGUGGCCAUGUUUGUUCACUGUGUAUCUCGCCCUAUCCAACUAUCCUAGAGCUGAAACGUUGCCAAACAACGUUAUGCCUUGUGGAAGGCAAGUAACAUUACAGUAGACCCAGCGAGCGUGCCUCUAGCCUGAUAAGGCGUUCAGUGACGCGGCUUGUGAGCGAUGUUGAAGUAAUCGUUUUGCCAUUAAAGAAAAACAGUAUUGAUCGCGAAAUAGAGAACUUGCUUGUGGCUUUCUAUUACUGUGGCUUUGGUUAGGUUAACUUUCCAGUUUUACAUUACACGGUUCCUAAUCAUUCAAAAAAUCUGCGCCAAUUAUUUAUCGCUCCCACCUUUAAAAAUUUGGCAAAGGAUCCGUUUUAUUUGUCCGUACACGCAACAAAAUAUCACGUUGCAGGUUAUUUUACUUCGCUUCUACUCUGUGUGAUUAUUCUUAACGAGAGACGAUAGCCGUAAAUGAGAGAGUACAGCUUAUCGAAAUCACUAAUGGGGAGCAAAAUACCAAAACACUUUCAACUAGCAAACUUUCAGAUAGAAAAUGUGUGCAAUUGAUGGAGUUAAAAUUCCCCCUAGACACGCUGUUAAGAAAUAAAACGAGCCUGUUAGCAAAAUCACAUACGAUACCUUCUGACUCUGCUCCAGUCUGGCCGUGGCGCUGGCUGUACAAGCUGACUGUAGACGGUGCCUAUCCAACGUGGUAGACUGACAUUCGGUCACAGUGGAGAGCGGAGGGCGUUUGUGCUUGCUAUGGCUGCUUCUUAUACCGCUCUAACUGCAACUGCAAAAAAUCUAUGGAUAAUACUUUCAUAUAUAAACACCUAUCAUCACGUACUAGGAGGAUUUACAAGUAACAAAGACUACACUGGACCUUAUUUUAUUACCGAACCUCCUUCCCGCGUUGUGUUUUUAAGUACUCAAGGUAUUACUAUAGCCUGUAGUGUAAAUGGUAAUCCUAAACCUCUUGUGAUCUGGAAGAAAAAAAGUGGAUCAACUGUUGAAAAUAUACCUGGUUUAUUACAUGUCCGUCCCGACGGUUCUCUCAAUUUUCCUCCUUUCCCCGAUGACCAUUAUAGAUCCGAUAUUCACUCUGGUACUUACAGAUGUGUCUCUAGUAAUAUAGUAGGAACUAUUGGAAGUCGAGAUGUCGAAGUCAAAGCAGUUACGCCACAGACUUACGACAUUGUCGUAUACGACAACCACGUUCCAUUAGGUAACACUGGUGUCCUCAAGUGUCACAUUCCUGCUUUGGGCAGCCACAUCCUAGAACAUGUUGGUUGGCUUACUGAUGAUGGAUUGACUCUAUUGACUCAAAAGGAGCGCGGUUACAUCAGAAAGAAGUACGAAGCGUUUAGAAGUGGAACACUCCAUGUGUUUAACGUUGAAAGAAAAGACGGUGAACGUAGAUAUCGUUGUCAAGUCGAAAACACUCUUACAGGAGAGAAAAUUCUCAGUUCAAACUGGGGAAGACUAAAGGUUUCAGGUGACUAG
Centruroides sculpturatus (bark scorpion) is the source of this 3093-nucleotide messenger RNA. RefSeq names its product Down syndrome cell adhesion molecule-like protein Dscam2. Gene Ontology annotation, cellular component: neuron projection. The transcript has 4 exons. Lineage: Eukaryota; Metazoa; Arthropoda; Arachnida; Scorpiones; Buthidae. The record is from RefSeq and is a predicted model, not a curated record. The coding region runs from base 2353 to 3093 and encodes 246 amino acids.